GCCGUAACACAUCGGUUACAACCAAACCUCCCUCCCCCUCCCCCUAAAGAAUAAACCCCGGUUGUAUCGCCGUUCACAUUCGGUGAAACGAAAAAAAGCAGAAUCGCCUCUUUUUCAUUUUUUGCAGCUGCUCUUCUUUUCUUGUUUGUUUGUUCUUUCGCAAGUUCGUUUUACCGCAGUAUAUUCACGCGUGCGGGUUUUAGCUAUCGGGACCACUUCGACGGAAUCUCUUCUCUUUUUCUUUCUGUACACACACACACACACACAAACAUCAAUAAGAAGAAUAAUAGUUUGCUACAUUUCCUGCUGCUGAGUUUUACGUCACCUUUCGUAUUACACGAUGCCGGUGUCUGUCUCGAUGCACGCCUGCUCGGUGUGGCCGAUGACGGUUGAUUUCACCGUCUUUCGGUUCUUUUUGCAAGGCUACUCCGUGGAGGAAACGGUCGAGCAGCUAAUGGCGCUGCAGAACGUCGCGCCCGAAGACGCAUGUGCAAAGCGGCGCACUUCCUCUGCCUCCUCGUCCUUGUCGUCGUCCUCGACCGCCUCCACGGCGACGUCGUCGUCGUCGAGACUGUCGGUGCACUCACCCGAUCACUUCUCUGGAUCUGGCUCACCUGGCAACUCGCCACCGGCGGCCGUCCUCGCGCGAGGUCUGCCGGGGAGCAGACGCAACUCCGCAGGUCACAGGCAGGAUGCCCAACGCAGCUCGCCCGACACGAGCACUGGCGCUGCGGACGCCACCUCGUCCACCAGCAACGCCUUCCGCGCCAGCGAGUCGGAGCUACUGCGCGAGGACAAGCGCGUGACGCUGGAGGAGGAGCACCCAGAGGAACUGACGCUCACGCCGGGCAACGCUUCGCCAUACCGGCCGACGGCCCCCGCACCCGUCACGACGGCCGUGCACACGAGCACCAACGCCGCACGACCGCCGCACUCCACCGAACCUGCUGCGCGCAGCCGUUACACCCACGCCAGUGGCCAAGAGAAUAGCCAACCCGAGAAAGCUUCUCAGCCACCACUGCCACUCCCCUCGACGCCCCACGUUCAUCGUCCCCGUCAUCAGCACAGUCUUCGUCCGCACAACCCCACCCACGAGCCCCCCUCACACCACAAUCACCACGAUAGAAGAAAGAAAAAGUCUCGCCACUUCGACGCCACGCGAAAUUCGUCCGUGCAGCAAACGACGUCGAUAUCUGCCACAACUACCGCCGCCACGUCCUUCGUCCUGCCCCCAAUGUGGAACUGCGACUGCAACGCCACCCCACACAACAGCAGCUUGCUGCAGCACACACACCACAACAGCGGCGUGCCCUCGACGGAGGACCUCACGACGGCUGUUGAUAGCGCCACGGCGAAGGACAACGGCGCCUCCUACAAUAACAAUAACAAUGCGACCUUCACCGUCCCGGGCGGCGACAAGAACUCGUUGUCAGAGAACCGUCGCGCGGCUCGACGGAAGAGACACAAGGAGCGGCAGUGCUUCUUCUUAAAUGAGGAUUACGUUAAAUUUCAGCGUCAGCUGCAGGAAGUUGAGGCGGUCCCCGGGGUCGGUAUGGGCGCCUCGUCUUUGCAGAGUCGUUUCCUUUUUGAAGAGGUGACGGAGCAGUUCCAGACUUUUCGCGAGCUGGCCCGCGAGGAGCAGCUCGGCUCGCCCUACGCUUUUCUUUCGAACUACUACCUUCCCAUCCCUAUCGCCGCGCGUCUUGAGCUGUUGCAGACGUACUACGAAACGGACCCCGGCGUGUUUCGGUGGGCCUUUGGGGACAAGCUGACCCGCUUUGACUUGCCGGGUGCCUUGGCCGCCGUGCGCGAGGCGUACAUGAGCGGCAACCUGUCCUCCCCCAACUUGAACAAAUCUCUGUUCGGCACCAGUAGUGGCAGCGGUAACCUCUUUGGAGCCAAUGGCGGUGCCGCUGCCCACGGACGCGGCGGCAGCAGCAGCGGUGGUGGUGGCGGAGGGUCGUUUUGGUCGGGUCGGUGGAAGAGCUCCCCCGGUAAGCUGGCCACGAUGGACGCGGCGACGGUGGUGCGGCUGGGCGAGCAGCACACCGACGCGCUGCGCCGUCAGUGGGAAAACGUGAAGCACGUCUGCGUAACCGUCGCCGCUCUCUACUGCGGUAAAGGCGGGAUGUGCGUACCGCUCGAUAUGUCGCUGCUCACCACUAUUCAGCAGUGCUUCGGGCUGCGUCAUGAGCAGGCGCUGGACUACGCGACGGCCGCCUUUGGCUACGAGCACCGCCUCGAGACGCGCCUCUUCGACCGCCUCCACUCCUUCAGCGAGUACGGCGCCGUCUGCUCCAUCGUGGCGUCCGUGUGGUGUGAUGAGUCUGGCUACUUUCUGAGUGAGUCCUUCCGCACGGGCUGCCGGCGUGUGGGUCGCCUACUGGACGAGUACCGACUCCUCUCGGAGUUGCAUUCCUGCAUCUUCGGGGAAUCGAUGCGGCCGCGCUGGCAGGUGCAGCUGGACGAGGUGCAGCGCGUCAUCACGACGUCGUCGCUGGUGGACAAGAACACGGUGGCGUCCGCGACGGCGGUUGCGGGCAGCCCCGUGGCAUCCGGCACGAACCUCGCAGGUCUCUCCGCUGGAGCGAACAGCAACAACAACGGGUCCGGCUUUGCUGGUGGACGCGGAGGCGCCAACGCGUGUGGGGGGAGCCCCAGCGGUGCGAUCGGGGGCGGGGGUUACAACACGGGCCUGAGCGGCGGCGGCGGCGUCAAUGGAAAUGGCGGUGGCAACGCGGGAGGCGGCGACGGGGGUGGUGUCUCGCCCGGCGUGACACCAACGAACGCAAACGUGCACUCGCCCUUCAGCGGCAACGGGCAGUACAGCCGUCGAUUCCUGAUGGAGUUCCCGUCGCUGAUGAAGCACCUCCUGCGCGUCUGCAUCGCCCUCGGCAACAACGGCGGCGUCAACGACGCCCUCGACAUCUUCUUUACCCGCGUGUAUUGUUAUUUGGAAGCGCUCAGCACCCGCGGUGCGCCUGUGAUUGUGUCGAUGCUGAUGAACGCGUCGGGACCUGCCAGGCUUGCCGCCGCAGGGCUGACGAGCAACCACGACUCCGUCGGGGGGAGUGGGGCUGCUGCGCCGAGUGCUGCGCCUGGUGCCUUUGGCAAGCCGCCGCUGCCGCCGGUCGCGGAGCGGGCCGGCAGCCACUCCGACUUCGGUCAUGCUGGUGCCCGACUGGAGAGGGGGACGAGCACCACCGCAUUACCUGCACCGUGGCCGUCAGAUUCGCCCAGCUUGGUGCGCGCAAACAGCGCCCAUACCAUCCGUGCCUCUGCAAUGCCUCCCAGAUCGAUGUCCUCCCCGACCCUCUCUGGAGAGAUGGGUGGUGAAGGUCGACAAGGGCUGGCGGCGACCACCAUGACCGACACGCUACCGCCGGCCGGUGCGACGUACACGAGCGGUGCAGAGGACGUCCUCGUCGCCGACGCCGCCGACACCGUCGUGAACACCUCCCUCUACCACCCGGCCAGGGCCCUCAUCCCGCUGUCGGCCGCCAUCGCCGUGCACAACGCGUGCAACGCCGCCGGCAGCUUCGCAUCCUCACCGGUCACGGCGAUGCCGAGUGGACGCAGCUUCGGCGCUGAGGACGAGUCAUCGGAGUGGAAUGCGGCCGCAGCGGGAUCGGUGAACAACAGCAGUACAAACCCUGCAGCUGCUGUGGUGACUCCCAGGUCAAACAAUCCGUCCUUUUUCGGCCCUGGCGGCAACGGUGGUGGUGGGGUUGGUGCUGCCCACUCUCUCCUCACGUCUCAAGUAGGUGACAUGGUGCGCAAGGCGAUCGACAAGCGCUAUCUGAGAGAGUUGUGCAUGUUGCUUACAGCCCUGCCGAAGGCUUGGCGGCAGCUGACGAUGCUGAACGCAGAGGACCGCGCGAUGACGGACAAGACGGUGAGCGACUUGGCGAUGGCGCUCAAGGCAAUCACGCAGGUUCUGAUGGCGUCGGACGACUUUCAUUGA
Molecule: messenger RNA, 3964 nt
Organism: Leptomonas pyrrhocoris
Lineage: Eukaryota; Euglenozoa; Kinetoplastea; Trypanosomatida; Trypanosomatidae
Exons: 1
Coding region: 341-3964 (1207 amino acids)
Cellular component (GO): nucleus
Source: RefSeq, a predicted model, not a curated record